Molecule: messenger RNA, 615 nt
Organism: Papaver somniferum (opium poppy)
Lineage: Eukaryota; Viridiplantae; Streptophyta; Magnoliopsida; Ranunculales; Papaveraceae
Exons: 1
Coding region: 1-615 (204 amino acids)
Source: RefSeq, a predicted model, not a curated record
AUGGAAGCAUGUAGCUCUAACCAAUCUGGUUCUUCUAGCUACUCCUUAGCCAAAAAUCUGAGUACUGUUAAGAAUGUCCUCAAAAGGUGGAAUAAAACUGUCUUUGGCAACAUAAAGCACAGAAUUUCUGAAUUAAAAAAGAACAUAGAGAAACUCUCACAAAACACUAAUAGAUGUCCUAUUGCUAUAAAGAAACUUGAAGAAUCUCUACAACAAUGGAAGAACAUAAAGGAGGAUUACUGGCAAACCAAAAGCAGAAAUAAUAGAAUAAAUUUGGGGGAUAGAAACACCUCUUACUUCCAAAACUCUGCUAGAACAAGAUACAAAAGAAAUAUAGUUGAUAACUUAAAAGGAAAAAAUGGAAUAUGGUUGAAAGACAGAACUUCCAUAGCAAACUGUCUCACUGAUCAUUUCAAGGAAAUUGCAACCACUUCCAAUCCAACUUUGGAUAAUGAUCUGAUAAAACUAAUCCCAAAAGUGGUCACUGAGGAAGAAAAUACAAAAUUCCUAGAUAUUCCUUCACCACAGGAGAUUAAGAAUGCACUUUUUGAUAUGGAAGGAAACAAAGCUCCUGGCCCAAAUGGUUUCCCACCAAAUUUUUUCCAACAUAACUAG